Drosophila kikkawai is the source of this 3134-nucleotide messenger RNA. RefSeq names its product CBP80/20-dependent translation initiation factor. Gene Ontology annotation, cellular component: cytosol. NCBI's taxonomy places the organism in Eukaryota, Metazoa, Arthropoda, Insecta, Diptera, Drosophilidae. Gene Ontology annotation, molecular function: translation activator activity; protein binding; RNA binding. The record is from RefSeq and is a predicted model, not a curated record. Gene Ontology annotation, biological process: regulation of translational initiation.
GAGUUUCAUUUGUUUGUGUGCUGCAAAGAGAGGCAGCGCCGAGAGAGCUGCACUGUUUUGGAGAGCUUUCGGUUCGGCUGCCAUCGCGACGUCGGUGGCGAUUCAUCACGUCUUUAGUCUUCAACUGAUCGCUCGCGCCGAUGAUUUAAUUUUUAAGUUAAAGCCUGCGCCCAGUGUAGUAGCCAGCAGCAGCAGCGUUACUCACAUCCAUACAUACUGACCCGUAUGUGUACCUGUGAGUAAUCCGACCAAGAACUAUAUAGCGAGCGAUCUGCAUGAAAGGAGAGCAAAUCACGCAGAAAGAAACGAACGAAAAUAACGCGAACAAAACACAAAAAUAAAACAAAAACAAUACGGAGAACUCUGUAACUGUAACAAUUGACGAGCACAACGAGCCGAGAACGAGCAGCACAAAGCAACAAACCGAAAAUAGACGACAUCCACGGUGCGUAUACUUAACGGAGCCACCCGCUCACCCCCACGACUCAACGCGACCUCUCGCUCGCACCCAGCAGCGGCAGCAACAACACCACCAAUUGUGAUCACUGAGCGUGUGUGCGAGCGCCACUGUAUCCGCAUCUGUAUCUGUAUCUGUAUCUGAAGAGCCGCUGCCAUCCAAAAGCGGCAGGAAGGCAGAAAGGAAGGAAUAUCGGAAUUGCCGCCGCUUCAAAAUAUUAAUUAAAAACGCUUCGGCACUGCUUAUGGCUCGACUUGGCGCGCAUGCCAAGAAUGAUUAAACGAGACACGAAAGAGCGUAUCUACGAAGUAGAUAAAUAUCUUUAUACGAACAACUGAGCUGCAGCACCACCAACAAUCGAAUCGACGAAAACAAACGCAACGCAUCGCACAAACAAAUCCAUCUAUCUAUAUACACUCUAUUGUGAGAGAUAGAUAAACAAAAGCUCAAGCAGAAACAGCAGCAACGAAACAAUUUGGAGAACACAACACUUUUGCACCAAAAGACCCAGCAAUCUGCACAAAGGGAGCACACAUCCCUGACAUCGUAUUAAGGAGGCAAUUCAACUCGAUAAAGAAAGGAAAGAAAGGAAAUCAACUAUUGUGAUAUGUACAAAUUUACUCAAAUACUGAAGCCGCAAAUUUAGACGUUUAUUCCACGGAAUCCCAGUUUGUAUAACGAUUAUCCGGAGGUAAUCUACCAAAGAUUAGGCUUUCAUCUUCAAUUAAGUUUAGCUAAACAGAGCAGAAACUGCACCUCGAGAACCAAGACCAUGGCCGAGAAAGUCGAGCACGCCCAGGCCAGCCUGAUCGGGCAGCAGAACGAUCCCCGCAAGGUGCGAAAGUCACCCGAAUUUCAGCCUGUUAUUCCCGGCGUUAUCUCCAGGGAACGCAGCUUUGUGCGCACAUCGAAUCAACAGAAUAUCAACAAGCGCCGCAGUCUGGCGUUUAAUGUUCCUGGCAAUCAGACGGGACAGAUGAGGGGCAAGCCAGCCAUGGAUAUAUACAGACCGCCCAAUGUACGUGGAGAGCUGGCUGCUCCAGUUGGUGGCGGCGGUGGUGGUGCCAGUGGGGCGAACGGUGCUGCCGUUUGCACCGCCAACAAGCUUAACGUCAAUGCCCAGGAGUUCACAAUGACCAGCAGCUCCGGGGCACCGGCCGAAGCACUCAGCAAUCGUUCGUCGCUGAUCUUCCCGCCCACCAAUGGUCCCGGUGUGGCUCCGGCGCUGGGUCAGUACGGCAACGUGAAUCGCCGCCAGGCCGGUCUCUCGCUAGGCAACAUGCCGGGGCUGAAGGCCAGCCAUCAUCGCUCGAUCUUGGUGACGCAUCCAAUCAGUCCCAGCGCCCUGGCCGGUCAGCUGCCGCUCAUGAACUCGCCCUCCAGCGGCAAUAUACUGCAUACAACAAACCGUGUGAAGUUUGCUCCUGAGCCCAGGGGUCACAAGGUCACCCACAACCAGUUUGGUCAGCUCAACCACAACUACGGACAGCCUUAUCAGUCGCACAUGAAUGGCAUCGAAGUGGAUCCCUACAUGAAUGGAAAUUCGCUGCAACGAUCCAAGUCUUUGUCGUCGGCGGAUGCUCUCACCCGGGGCAUGGCCGGAUUGGGAUUGGGCUUGGGAAACGAGGUGGCCGAUAUUGGACAGUUCACGCCCGAGAUCCAGGCGCUGAUUGACACGGCUUUGGAGGACCCUAAUAAGCUGAAUUCGCGCUGUCUGAUGGAGCUGACCUCGCAGUUCAUUAAACGGGCGGUGGAGAGUCGUCGUUUCGCCCUGCCCAUCUCGCGUCUGUGCUUGAACAUCAUCGCCCGUGAGCAGAAAGAGACAUUCUUGGAGGCGCUACUCAACACAUGCCGUCAGUGGUAUCAGGAGCGUGAGAAGCUGCUAUUUGCCAUCCAAGGCAUGAAGUCGCCCUCUCGUGUUCGGUUUACCGCCUUCAUGGCCUUUCUCACGGAGAUGUUUUGCCAGCUGAAGCGGCGCCAGCUUCAGUUGCGGACUCACAACGAGGGCACACCCCCACCCCUGGUUUUGCUCAGUCUGCUAUCCAAGUGCUGUGAGGAUUGCGUACGUGCACCCAUAAGGUCGCUCUCAGAGAUUGAGUGUCUGUUCUAUGUGCUCACCUGCAUCGGCCAGGACAUGGAGCAGCAACUACCCCAGCAGCUGGAACUACUAAUGGGUCUCGUUCGCGAUGCCUUCCUCAAUGCCGGAGAUUCGGCAGCGCCCAUCCGGCGAACUCUUCUCCAGCUAAUUGAGCUGAAGGCCUCCCACUGGCAGCUGCCCGGCAAUACCGUUCUCUACUACACCCACACCAACAACUGAAGUACGGGAAUGGGACUAGAACCGCAUGUGGUGGACCAAGACGGAGGUUGAGUUUCGGGCACUGUGCAAUUAUGAAGGCACCAUCGAUUGCCAUUUCUGUUGUCGCAUUGCAUUUAGGCCUGCAAUCCUUCUGUUCUAUUUAUCUUAUCUUACUCUUACCUAGGCUUAAGCAAUAUUUAUUUUGGCACCAGCAAUAGAGAGAAACUAACCCGAGACUUGCACAAUACACACCAAGCCCAGUACCAAAUGAGAUCGUCCGAUUCGCUUCGGUAUCUUCGGACUCUGCGAUAGUCUAAGGCUCAACUUUUAUGUGAACCCAUAUAUAUUUAUGUGUAAUAAAUCACAGCUAGUCAAAAAUGA